Molecule: messenger RNA, 965 nt
Organism: Spinacia oleracea (spinach)
Lineage: Eukaryota; Viridiplantae; Streptophyta; Magnoliopsida; Caryophyllales; Amaranthaceae
Exons: 2
Coding region: 192-848 (218 amino acids)
Cellular component (GO): nucleus
Molecular function (GO): RNA binding
Source: RefSeq, a predicted model, not a curated record
UUAAAAAAUAAAAGUAAAUUAGUGUCCAUGUUAUAAUAGUUUUCUCUCUCCUCAAACUCGUUCUCUUCAUCUCCUACCUCCUCCUCUUAAAACCCUAACAACAAAAGCAGCCUCUUGUAGUUGUAGUCGGCGCCGCCUCUGCCAACCACCUCUCCUCUGCUGCUAUUCUCGAUUUUCUCUGUAGCAGUAGAAUGGAAGGCAAAAGUGACAUGAAUACCAUGGAGGUUGAAGUAGCUGCAUCAGCACCUCUUCCAUCAAAGCCCAAAUUUGGGGCUUUGAGGGCUCAUGAGAUGUCCGAUGGUCUGGUACAAUUUAGAAAGGUAGCUGUUCCUCCUCAUCGUUUCACCCCCUUGAAAAAAGCAUGGCUGGAAAUCUACAACCCAAUAUAUGAGCAGAUGAAAAUCGAUGUGAGGAUGAACCUUAAAAACCGCAGGGUUGAGCUGAAAACUAGGGCCGACACCCCAGACGUAAGUAACCUGCAAAAGUGUGCUGAUUUUGUCCAUGCCUUCAUGCUUGGAUUCGAUGUUACAGAUGCAGUUGCUCUUUUGAGGGUAGAUGAGCUCUUUGUUGAAUCAUUCGAGAUCAAGGAUGUUAAAACACUUAAAGGUGACCAUAAGUCACGUGCCAUUGGUAGGCUUUCUGGUAAAGGAGGUAAAACAAAGUUUGCCAUCGAAAAUGCGACAAGGACAAGGAUUGUAGUUGCAGACUCUAAGAUCCAUAUUCUGGGUUCUUUUACAAACAACAAGGUAGCGCGGAGUUCACUUUGCAGCCUAAUAUUAGGGUCGCCUGCUGGAAAGGUUUAUUCGAAACUCAGAGCAGUCACUGCUCGACUGGCUGAGAGAUUUUGAUCUUUUAUGCUUUAGGAUUGUAUUAUGACGAUAAUCUUCACCGCUUUUUAUCUUUUUUUUUUGGCAAUUAAUUAUGUGUUAUCUCUUGAUUACAAGUAAAUUUUACUUUUGAGGUAA